AGUAGGCCACCAUGACACCGCGCGCGCUGCUGCUGCUGUUCCUGAUGUGGCUGCAGCUGCGCGCGCGCACUGCCGUGCCACCGAUUUGACUGGAAGAAUCGAGCACGAAGCGGGGAAAGGAGGAGGAGAAGAAGGAGAGAGAGAGAGAGAAAGAGAGAGAGACUGCUCGCGGACGUGGCGGCUCCGGGGCUGAGCGACGAGCUCGCGCGCGCGACAGAGAGAGAGAGAGAGAGAAAGAGAGGGAAAGCAAUGCACCGGGGAAACUGCAGGGUCCAGAAUCAGGGAAGAGAUCAGCAGUGCUGGCAUUAGGUAGACUGCUAAGGGACGAAUCUGGCUGAUGAUGGCUGAGUUGGAGACGGAGUGUAUCGCAUUGGGCCUGAACGCUCUGGCCUCGGAGUGUAUGUCGCCUGCUCUGGAGCCGCUGCGUGCCGAGUGUGUGACGCCGACACUAGCCAUGCUGAACACGCUUAGCUCAGAGAUCACUGAGCCAACGGCCAUGCUGCCAUGUGUAAAGAGCGACCCGGACCUGGAGCUGGUACCGAUCCGCACUGUGGACGUGUCCCAAAUCCAGCCACUGAGCACUGCGGAGCUGGGAUCAGAACAUGUCAGGAUGGAGAUCAGUGGCCUGGAAUACAUCAAGUCGGAUCUGCACUCAUUCCAUGGCUCCGAGUUGGACUCGUAUAAGCCGAAUUAUGAUGCCUUUGACUACGUGUCACAUGACAACCUGGACUACAUCAAAUCGGAUCAGAGUUCUGACCUGCAGUGUUACUAUGCAAUGGAACUUGAGGCUAGCCGGUACGAAUAUGACUCAACACUCGCGUCCGAGAAGUCUGAAACAUCGGACACGAUGGAGUCAAACAUUCUUGAGUCCAUCCGAAUGGCGGAGCUCCGCACUGAGCUCAAUAAGCUCCGCCCUGACGCUGUUAUUGAAUUUUCGUCCGCUCACAUGUACGACAUGCAGUCAGCAAAUGCAAACACAAACACCACAAACCCAGACACUGCGAAAGCAAAAACACAACCACGCAAACCUCGCAACUUGACAGGCGAAAAGCCAUUCUCCUGCACGCAAUGCGGAAAGAACUUCAGCACUCUGGGAAAUCUGAAGACACACCAGCGAAUCCACACAGGCGAGCGCCCGUACUCCUGCUCACAAUGUGGCAAGAGCUUCGGCCAAGCGGGCAACCUGAAGCGGCACCAACUGAUACACACGGGCCAGAAGCCUUACAACUGCAGCUUCUGCCCCAAAGGCUUCACCAAGGCAGAUGACCUGCGCUCACACCAGCGCAUCCACACGGGCGAGAAGCCGUUCACCUGCGAUGAGUGUGGAAAGGCCUUUUUCCACUCCAAGGAACUCAAGACACACCGCCUGGUCCACACGGGUGAGCGGCCAUUCUCCUGCCAGCACUGUGGCAAAGCGUUCACGAAGGAGAUGAGCUUCCGCAACCACCAGCAGAGCCACACAGGCGAGAAGCCGUACCAGUGUGUACAGUGCGGAAAGAGCUUUGGGAACUCGGGUGUACUCAAGACUCAUGAGAAGAUCCACACUGGGGAGAAGCCGUUUCAGUGCACGCAGUGUGGCAAGAGCUUCGGCCGCCUCGGACACUUAAAGGCGCACCAGCAGAUCCACACGGGUGAGAAGCCGUACGCAUGCUCACAGUGUGGCAAGUGCUUCAGCCAAUCGGGUCACCUCAAAGCACAUGAACAGAUCCACAAACGAGAGAAAGCGCAAUAACGAAGAACAAGUGCAGCUAAAACCUAAUGGAGCACAGAAGAUAAAACAAAAUGUUAAUGUUUGUAAUAAUAAUAUGAUAUUUACAUAUAUACACAUAAUUAUUUAAUUUACUUAUUUACAAAUGGCUAAUGGAUACAAAUGGUUUUAUUCAUCAUAUGUUUACCUGUCAGAGGUGGGAUCAGCUGUGAUCAGCAGUAGAGGCGGUAUGAGCACAGUCCGAUAGUCUCAGUAUGAGGGAGGAGCCGUGUUUUAUUUGUAGUUGCCCAGUGGACCGGACUGGUGGAGGUCACUGGCUCGUACCAUCCAGCAAGACGAGAAAAGAAAACUCUUUUAAGCAUUUUUUAUUUGUUUUGUUUAAACAGUUCUUUCAGUUCUUGGUACUGCGAACCACCUCAGUGCUGUAACUGUAGCUUGUUACUCAUUCCCAAGUCCUGGGGGCUAUGGAUAUAUUCUGGUCCUUUGAAGGUCCUGCUACCAGUUAUUUCGAUACCUCAUGUUUCAACACAAAGUGUUGAGCAGAACUAAAGACAUGGCCAUGUGUGAAUAGAGAACAUCAUGGGCCAUAGUGGGCUACAAUGUUAGCGACAGAUUCACUGUCAUUUUGUCAAAGACAUAAACACACAGAGACAUAAAUUGCCCAAGAAAUCAAGAACUUGCUCAUUACCUCUGUGGGGUAAUGGUACAUCCCAACGCACAUCCUUCAUCAGUAUUAGUGCCAAGUUAAUUAGGUUCCUGUGGAACCACAGGCACAUUGGAGCUGUCACUCUGCCAGUGGGUUAACGAGCAGAUUAAUGGUUUGUCCGUUUAAUCAAAUACAUUUUAGAUCAGUUAAACUCCAGCAUGGGAUUUGUCCAGGAACUGAUCUCUGAUUGGUUCCUUUGGUAUUAUGGGUGGAUUCAGUUCUUUGGGCACAAAUGUGACAGUAGUUGAUCAGUUCCUCUGUUGACUUCUCAGGCUGUUGAAAUGACAACAGUGCACAGUUCCAGGACCAAAAUAUUCUGUCUCAGCACAUGAUGUUUGCCAUCAAGGUUUCAGAACCAAAGGGAAUCCUGUCAUGAGGGAACCUUGUUAUUCACGAACCUUCCUGACAGCAGGUGAGGUGGAACUCAGAACCAGACUGUCUUUGCUUUGAGCCUAAUUCAGUAACAUGAGCUGACAUUAGUAUAGCUAUAUUAGCAAAUCUUAUUUCGCCAAUGUUACUGUGAAUGAACUGAUGUUCGUAUGAACAAGAGACUCUGAGGUGCAGAAGAACAUCAGGUUCAGAGAUACACUCCAAUCACUACUCGUCAACAAAGCACUUAUAAUCACUGACUCCACCCCGUGAGAAUGAUAGAGAGAUGACAUUCAUGAAAACAUUGAUCAUAAAUAAAUAAUCUCAUUUACAAAAGACUUUUACAGAUGAACAUUAAUACAUUGAUUUUGUCUCCUAUGCUCCAUUAUUCACACCUCUCAAAGUAUUAUCCUUUUUUUAAAAAAGAAAAAGUUCUACAUUAUAUAUAAUUAUAUACGUUUUCAUACCUGUUUGUGACCGAUUUGCUAUUAUGCAAGUGUCUUUCUUUAUUAUGGCUGGGGAGGGGGGUCUGGUAGAAAUGUUUCGUAUCCGUUUUAUCUGUUUAUAUCUGUUUUAGUGAUGAUUUCUUUUCAUACUCACCGUGUACACGUUUAUCAAGAAACCAUGUAAUUCUUUAAAUCAUGUACUGGAACGAGUUAUUAAAGAAACUAAUGAAAAUGUUAUAAAAA
Molecule: messenger RNA, 3472 nt
Organism: Neoarius graeffei (lesser salmon catfish)
Lineage: Eukaryota; Metazoa; Chordata; Actinopteri; Siluriformes; Ariidae
Exons: 2
Coding region: 338-1732 (464 amino acids)
Biological process (GO): regulation of transcription by RNA polymerase II; central nervous system development
Cellular component (GO): nucleus
Molecular function (GO): RNA polymerase II cis-regulatory region sequence-specific DNA binding; DNA-binding transcription factor activity, RNA polymerase II-specific
Source: RefSeq, a predicted model, not a curated record